Messenger RNA from Nomia melanderi (Alkali bee), 1657 nucleotides. RefSeq lists its product as uncharacterized. Gene Ontology annotation, biological process: proteasome localization; nuclear protein quality control by the ubiquitin-proteasome system. The record is from RefSeq and is a predicted model, not a curated record. Lineage: Eukaryota; Metazoa; Arthropoda; Insecta; Hymenoptera; Halictidae. Gene Ontology annotation, cellular component: nuclear membrane; nucleus. Gene Ontology annotation, molecular function: proteasome binding.
CACUGAUAAUUUGCACAAUAUUUUACAAAAUAAACAGCAUGAAUUACUCUGUAUGGAUAUUAUUAUAUACAUAUUUAUUAGAAGUAUUCAGUGUGAAUGACUCUCCCAAUGACGAAUAGAUUUCAUAGCUAAUGAAUUGAUGAUCUUUGAUCAUUAGCAUAUUAUUUGCACUUUAAUAGCGAAAAAAUUCUACACGCAGCAGUGGCUGUAGCGACGCUAUGAGUGUAUUUAUCUAAUGGUGGUCCAUUCGUUGAGAACGCAACAGGUUCCACUUGUAUGGCUACUGGGAGGACCCAAUCACGCUCCUUCCCGCCAUUUUUGCUGCUGUUCUUGGCGUAGUGUUUGACGCGUUCUUGUGAUCGUUUUUUCCAUGUUGUUGCAUUUAUUUUGUGAGGCCGCGUGUGUUAUUUAAAUGGAUUUCUAGGUAACAUAUUCCAUUCAGUCUACUGAUGAAAUAUGCACAAGCGAUAAAAGUAGAUUUCGCGUCGAAAACUGUGAUUGACGUUUCACGUGUCACCGAAACAUAAGCUUCAUCCGAGGAAAGCGAGCGGUAUCUCGUACACUGAUCGAACGUUUUCGGUUUCUCGUGAACAAUGAAUACUCCAACAAGGAGAGACUUUCUCCGAAGACCCGAAGGAACCCGUCGGAGGUCUUCUAGGCAAGCUUUAGCAGUGAUUCCUGUCAACAAUUCGUCGCCUGGGGAGACCGUUUCAACCGAAGUGAAUGCAAUGGACAACUUUUUAAAUAGCCGGCACGGCUCUGAUUCUUGGAGUCCUGCGCCUAGUCCUGACGAAUUGGUUAUACAGAAGCGAGGACGUCGUCGUAAAACUAUAGUCUGGUCACCUGAUCUUGAUACGUGUAAACGAAACAGCCUCUUCAAUUUGAGUUCCAGGGAUCGUACUCCUGUUAAAAGUCCGACGAAAACAACCAGCAUGCUAUUAAGAAGUACACCCAGAAAGAGGCUCUCUUUGGGUAACCCCAAUGAGACUCAAUUCGCGACACCGGAGAAAAAGAAAAAGUCACAAUUGUCCUCGGCCAACAGUAAUUCGCUGACACAAUUCAAUGGGAACUUGGCGAGCGGUUUGAGAGGCCUUAGUCGGGAUCAGUUAGUGGCACUGAUAAUGGACGUGGUUGCUAUGCAAGAAGAAAGCGGUCUACCCGAGGGAGAAAAAUUACAUAAUAUUCUGUUAAAGAAAAUGCCUAUAGCCGAUGUGCAACCAUUAGUCGAUACUUUAAAUAGUUUGAAACAAAACAUUCAUAUCAGCUUGAUGUCGUCUAAACUGGAUGACUCUUCUAAUAAUAAUACUCACUUUCAUUUAGAUGUUUUUCAGAAAGCUGUUAUAGAUCAGGGGAAAAGAUUGGUGGAAUCUCAGCAUUGGACAUCGGUAAUGCAAUACGUGUACGCAACAUGGAAUAUCGUGAAACAAAUAUUGAAAUGCGACAAUGAGGAACUUUGCGACAUGGCUAACAAAUGUUUUAAAUACUUGACACAUUUCUGUCUCCAAGCUCUGAAAAGAGGGAAUUUCACUAGACCUGUGAUGGAUAUGUUCAGCGACAGGCUUCACGCGAUGGUCACCGAUUGUGAAGAUAUAAAGAUAUGUUUGCAGUUAAUAAACGAGGCAAAACACAACUAAACUAUAAGUAUUUUCUUCUACAA